This is a messenger RNA of Aspergillus affinis, 2010 nucleotides long. Its product is annotated as transcription factor domain-containing protein. The record is from RefSeq and is a predicted model, not a curated record. The transcript has 8 exons. Gene Ontology annotation, biological process: regulation of DNA-templated transcription. Gene Ontology annotation, molecular function: zinc ion binding; DNA-binding transcription factor activity, RNA polymerase II-specific. Lineage: Eukaryota; Fungi; Ascomycota; Eurotiomycetes; Eurotiales; Aspergillaceae. Bases 1 to 2010 code for a protein of 669 amino acids.
AUGAAUAACCUCUUGCCGGUCGGGGAGUUGAAGCGGCCCGCUCGUCGUGUCAACGAUCCCCCCGUGAAACUCGCCUGUCUAUCCUGUCGUGCUCUGCGGAUCCGCUGUGAUGGUCAGCCCGAAUGCGCCAACUGUAUAGCCAAAGAGAGACCAUGCUGCUAUGUGCCCAGUCGCCGAGGCGGUCCACGCAAUUAUUCCGCUCGUAAGAAUAAAAGUGCUGUCGUCCACAGCCCGACGGACCUCACUGCCGACGAGGGGAAAGACCCUCCUCGCCUGAAGACUCCCACGCCGAUGGAGCCCGAGGAGCACGCUCGCUCGGAGGCUGAAGAAUGGGUGAGCCAACUUUCCGGGUUGUGCGGUCCCGGUGCUGGCCUGCGGAAUGUCGAAGUGCCUCUGGCCGAGAUAGACUCGAUCUUCGAUUCCAUCUUCACGCCCGUAGACAAGAGUCCGCCAGACUCGCAAUUAAGUGCCUACUACAUCUUCAUCCAUCCUUAUUUCCCCAUUCUCCCCCCGCCGGAGCGCCUGCCGGUGACCAGCGGUCCUAUCUCCAAAACGCCACCCAGCUUCGAGCCCUCGAACCCGCUGGGGCGGGCGAUCGCAGCCAUCAUGGUCCUCAUUCCUCAUCCGAACGAAAAGGACCCUGCGAGGCCCGAGUACGUCAAGAUCCGACGGGACUUUGCACAUUGCUUCGCCAAAUCGGCGUUGGACGCGAUCGAAAUCGACUACGAGUCGAAGGACCCCAAGGACCCCAAGGACCCCAAGGACCUCAAAGACCCUGCCGCGGAAGGUGUCAAGGCCUUUGACCGCGAGCCAUUCCAUCCGAAAUUGCCAGUCUCGUUGGAAGGAGUGGUGGCGCUGGCGAUGCUGAGCGUCUAUGAAUAUGCGCAGCAAGGACAUCUAGAUCGAAUGCUGCAUCGGUCGAAUCAGUCUCUGGCGCUGGCGCUGAGUAUGUCACUCCACGAGGCGUUGGACGAGGAUGAAUUUGCGGAGGCUCGACGUCGAGUGUGGUGGAUGACUGCGUUGGCUGUGAGCAAUCUGCCGCCAGUGUUCGACUUGUAUGAUCCCUGGUUUGUGACGCCGUAUCCUGAGGGAUGGAAACUACUCGUCGAAGCCCAACAAGCGAUCCUCGAAUCCGCCACAUUCUCUCGAGACCUCGACCAGGCCAUCAAAUCCGGCGGGGACGCAUCUCGGGUUCUGUACAGAAUGGCCGAACUGGACAGCCAGAUUGCGUCGCUCCUGCUGCUUUGUCGAGAUUCUCUGUCCGUGUCCGAAAUGGUGCCUCCGCCCGACUCCCCAGACCUCGUGGCAUCGAACACGAUGCGUGCGUUCGCAGAAGUCAAAUUACAUACGUAUGUCACCUCGAGCGCCAACUCAAGAUCCAAACCACUCACUCAUCCCAAACGCAGCGCUCGCAUCAAAACUCAUCGUCUCUGCGCCUUCCAAGACAUCGACACCAUAUCCCCGGAGCCAACUGACCUCUCCGCCCCAGCCACCGACCCGAUCGACUUCUCCCUGGAAUCCGGAAACAGCCCGAUAUACAUCCAAGACCCCCCGGUCCCUCGCCACGCCCACCGUCUCCCCUUCCCGUUCUCCUCCGACGAAUCCUCCCGAAUCUGUCUUCACGCCGCGUUCAACGUUGUCGUCCUACUCGACAACCUCCCCCAUCCGCGUCCCACCUCCGAGACCUCCGAGACAAACGCAUCCCUCUCCCUGCACCGACCCCAGCAUGAUAUCCCCCGCACCAUGCCGACGCUGAUCUGCUGUGCCAUGCAAUCGGGAUAUGCGAUGCUUAUGCUGUGCGUCAAGGCGCGCGCGCUGCAGCGCUACGGUGGCGAGGAAGCGAGUCGUCUAAGCGCGCCUUCGUUGACCAUGACCGGGUUCCGGGAUGAACUGCAUCAAAGCCUGCGAGGGGUGGUCAAAUGCUUGGACAAUUACUGUAUUGCAUAUGAGGCAUUACAUGGCGUGAAAGACGAGAUUUGCCAAGCAAUAGAGCGAGAAUUCCGACUUUGA